This is a messenger RNA of Letharia columbiana, 552 nucleotides long. RefSeq lists its product as uncharacterized. Lineage: Eukaryota; Fungi; Ascomycota; Lecanoromycetes; Lecanorales; Parmeliaceae. Bases 1 to 552 code for a protein of 183 amino acids. The record is from RefSeq and is a predicted model, not a curated record. The transcript is spliced from 2 exons.
AUGAACUCAUACGCUGCAAGACUUGCCUCAUUCACGUCAUGGCCACACGAUAGUGACAAUCCAUUUGAUUUCCACGCUACUCGAUCACCGGAGUGUCCAUUUGUACGUGCAACACAGCAGAAAAAGAAGGACCGGAAUCAGAAGACUCGACGCCAGCAAUAUACGAGAAGGUCUCUACAAGCCACUCAGCCAGCUCACCAAUCCACUCAGCAAGCCACUCAGCCAAAGCACUCAGUUAAGCAAGAGGAGGAACUACAACAGACAAAUGCGGAGAAGACUGCGGAGAAGACUGUGGAGAACAUUGCGGAGAAACCAAGCGGCAAUAAGGCCACCAUCGUCAAGAACACGGCUCACCUCUCCACAAUCCCACGUCAAAUCGCCACUCAGCCAGCGGAGAACGACACUAUAAUUUGGCCUAUUAUCCCCACUAUAUUGAUGUGGUACAUCACUGCAAUGAGCACACAAGAGAAGGACCUACUACGUCGAUCGCAGCCAAUUGGACCUCUGCAGGCAAGGGUCACCUAUCGGACGAUGCAUAUUUGGACGAAUUGA